AUGUCAGCCGGCCCCCUAACCGAGUAUGCCGGCGUCACGGGCGUUGCCGACACCGGCGGCGAUUCGUUGACCGAGGACCUCAAUGCUUACUACUCGGCCGGCGAUUUUGCAUGGAUCCUGACAUCCUCGGCACUCGUGCUGCUCAUGGUCCCAGGCGUUGGCUUCUUUUACAGCGGCUUGGCACGACGGAAGUCUGCCCUAUCGCUGAUAUGGCUGUCCUUGAUGUCGAUAGCCGUUGUCGGCUUCCAGUGGUUCUUUUGGGGUUACUCGCUCACCUUCUCCCACACCGGCAGCGCUUACAUCGGGGACCUGACCAACUUCGGCCUGAUGAAGGUGCUGGGCCAGCCCAGCGUCGGCAGCACCAAGGUCCCCGACAUUCUAUUCUGCCUCUACCAGGGCAUGUUUGCCGCCAUCACUCCCGCCCUCGCCCUCGGCGCCGCCGCUGACCGAGGUCGUAUGCUCCCAUGUGUCGUCUUCAUGUUCAUCUGGGCAACCAUCGUCUACGACCCGAUCGCGUACUGGACGUGGAACGCCAACGGAUGGUCCUUCAAAAUGGGCGGCCUCGACUUUGCCGGCGGUACCCCCGUCCAUAUUAGCUCUGGCGCGGCCGCGCUUGCCUACUCGCUGAUGCUUGGCAAGCGCGCCGGCUACACCAAGGUUAACGGCCUGCCCUACAGGCCGCACAACGUCACCCACGUCGUGUUAGGUACCACUUUCCUCUGGGUCGGCUGGUUCGGCUUCAACGGCGGGAGUGCCCUCGCGGCCAACAUGCGCGCCGUCAUGGCGUGUAUCGUGACGCAUAUUUCCGCCUGCGUCGGCGGGUUUACAUGGUGCCUGAUGGACUACCGGCUCGAGAGGAAAUGGAGCGCGGUAGGCUUCUGCAGCGGCGCCAUCGCCGGUCUCGUCGCCAUCACCCCAGCCGCGGGUUUCGUCCCGCCCUGGUCGGCCGUCGUGUUCGGCGUUGUUGGCGGCAUUGCGUGCAAUUUCGCCACCAAGCUGAAGUUUGUCCUGGGCAUUGACGAGCCCCUCGAUAUCUUUGCCGAGCAUGGUGUGGGAGGUAUCGUCGGGAACCUUCUGACGGGUCUCUUUGCGGCUGAUUACAUUGCUCAUCUUGAUGGCUUCAGCUCGAUUCCCGGCGGUUGGGUCAACCAUAACUACGUCCAACUCGGCUAUCAGAUCGCCGACAGCGUCGCCGGGUUCUCCUACUCGUUUGUCCUGACCUGCGUCAUUCUGUUCCUCAUGAACCUCGUACCCAGUCUGUCGCUGCGCGUCAGCCCCGAAGAGGAGGAAAUUGGUCUCGACGAUGGCCAACUGGGCGAGUUCGCCUACGACUAUGUCGAGAUUACUCGCCACGUGGACGGUGCUUACACAGGCACGACUGGCAGCCCGAGCCAUAGCAUUAAGGGACAUGUUCCCGAGAAGACUAUUUGA
Messenger RNA from Parathielavia appendiculata, 1431 nucleotides. RefSeq names its product ammonium transporter. The transcript has 4 exons. Bases 1 to 1431 code for a protein of 476 amino acids. Gene Ontology annotation, cellular component: plasma membrane. Gene Ontology annotation, biological process: ammonium transmembrane transport. Lineage: Eukaryota; Fungi; Ascomycota; Sordariomycetes; Sordariales; Chaetomiaceae. The record is from RefSeq and is a predicted model, not a curated record. Gene Ontology annotation, molecular function: ammonium channel activity.